GUGGGGCAUGAGCUGGGGCCUUAUGGGGCUUCCGGUGGUCGGACCAGAUUGAUCCGAUACGGUAGGCCCACUUCUAUACGGAGUUACAUAGUGUAGUGCCAAUCUUUUAACUAAGGUUCGACCCCUGGGCCCUGGGGCCUUGAACCGCCUAGAAGUCCACUAACUUUUUAGGGUAGGUAUUAAGACAUCCUAUCUCUUAUAAAUCUUGGAGGCCUAGGCAUAUACAUCAUAUUACACCUGAUACCAACGAUCACAGAAUCAUCAUACAUGAUGGCACCUUAAAAAUCUUAAUCAAACGUCGCCUUUGACUGGUAAUAUCCUUCUAUCGUGGGAGCUAUGAACGGCCUAUUCGCCCUGGGCUCCAACGGCUCUGGCCAACUUGGCAUAGGCCACAAAGAGGACGUCUCAGUGCCCAAGCAGGUCGAGUUUGAAGACGAGGAAGCUUUUUAUGAUGAAGUUGCACAAAUCAUAGCCGGGGGAAAUCACACCAUUAUUCUCACCAAGUCUCGAAAGGCAUACUGGGCUGGCGACCCAUCAACCGGUGCCUGCGGGGUCGUAGGAAAACCCGACGAAGAAGUGUCAAAAUUCCGCAAAGUAAUACUACCAGUUUCUCCACAGCCUCAGGGGCCUAUCUCCAAGGUAGCUUGUACAUGGGACUCGUCGGUUUUCGUGUUGGAGGAUGAGAACUACAACGCUACAAAACUGUAUGCGUGUGGGCCUGUGGCCACUGACUCCGGUUUAGUUGCCGAUUUUCCUCCGCCUGGAACAGAAGUUGUAUGUAUUUCUGCCGGGUUUCGUCACUUGGUUGCUGUAUUAGACAACGGGGACGUUUACGGUUGGGGCAAUGGCCGAAAGGGACAGCUAGGGGAUGUGAGCGAUGUAGCCGAUCCAAACGGCAUCAUAUCUCGCCCUCGGAGAAUCAGUGGGAUUUCUUUCAAGGUAGCCAAGGCUGUCUGCUGUCAAUAUACAACUUGUCUUAUUGGUGAACCUGGUGAUGGUCGCAUACUUGCUCUUGGAGCAGAUAAAUGGGGACUAAAGAGCACCGCGCCCACUGAGGUACCCAGCUGGAGCAUGAUAAGUGCAGGCUGGGGGUGCAUUUACAUCUUAAAACGAGACGGCACACUCGUCGCAUGGGGUCGGGAUGACCAUGGCCAGCUACCACCUCCUGGCCUUCCAGAAAUUGAGUGUAUCGUCGCCGGCAGCGAACAUAUCUUGGCUUUGACGAGGAACAGCGAAGUAGUUUCCUGGGGCUGGGGUGAGCAUGGAAAUUGUGGACCGCAAACCGAGAAAUUCGGGGAUGUCAAGGGGCGAUGGAACGUGCUCGCAUCAUUGAAGCACUUGUCAGAAGGGUCUAGAUUUACAGCUAUUGGGGCUGGAUGUGCUACAAGCUGGAUCAACAUUACAGCAGAUGGACUUUUCCUUUGAAGGCGCCGUAAUUCUUCUCCUAACCAUUUAACGGAGAAUGAUCACAACUUCCUAAUCUUGGAAGAGCCCAUAACUGCGGACCUCUGAGAGUCGUUGCGUCGGUUCAAAAUCGACUUCUGAGAAAAGGUCUGGAGACAAGGAAUGCUCACCAGAUCUCC
Messenger RNA from Hypoxylon fragiforme, 1583 nucleotides. Its product is annotated as RCC1/BLIP-II. The record is from RefSeq and is a predicted model, not a curated record. Lineage: Eukaryota; Fungi; Ascomycota; Sordariomycetes; Xylariales; Hypoxylaceae. Bases 337 to 1425 code for a protein of 362 amino acids. The transcript is spliced from 2 exons.